Molecule: messenger RNA, 1543 nt
Organism: Balaenoptera acutorostrata (minke whale)
Lineage: Eukaryota; Metazoa; Chordata; Mammalia; Artiodactyla; Balaenopteridae
Gene: RER1
Product: retention in endoplasmic reticulum sorting receptor 1
Exons: 7
Coding region: 165-755 (196 amino acids)
Biological process (GO): protein retention in ER lumen; retrograde vesicle-mediated transport, Golgi to endoplasmic reticulum
Cellular component (GO): Golgi membrane
Source: RefSeq, a predicted model, not a curated record
CCCGGCGGCCAUCUUGAAGGCCCGGGAGGCGGCGCCGCGCAAGACGGAGCGGAAGUGCUCGGCUGCGUCUUCCCGGACCGAGCGAAGCGCCGGCGCGGCCGCCACCCGCGUCCUCCUUCUCGCGGCCCUCGGGAGACCGCGCUCGGCCGCAGUGGACCGCGAGCAUGUCCGAAGGUGACAGUGUGGGAGAUUCCGUCCACGGGAAGCCUUCUGUGGUGUACAGGUUCUUCACAAGGCUCGGACAGAUCUAUCAGUCCUGGCUGGACAAGUCUACGCCAUACACGGCUGUGCGAUGGGUGGUGACGCUGGGCCUGAGCUUCGUCUACAUGAUCCGAGUUUACCUUCUGCAGGGUUGGUACAUCGUGACCUACGCCUUGGGAAUCUACCAUCUAAAUCUCUUCAUAGCUUUCCUUUCUCCAAAAGUGGAUCCUUCCUUAAUGGAAGAUUCAGACGAUGGCCCCUCGUUACCAACCAAACAGAAUGAGGAGUUCCGGCCCUUCAUUCGAAGGCUCCCAGAGUUUAAGUUUUGGCACGCAGCGACCAAGGGCAUCCUGGUGGCCAUGGUCUGCACCUUCUUUGAGGCAUUCAACGUCCCGGUGUUCUGGCCCAUCCUGGUGAUGUACUUCAUCAUGCUUUUCUGUAUCACGAUGAAGAGGCAAAUAAAGCACAUGAUCAAGUACCGGUACAUCCCGUUCACGCACGGCAAGAGGACGUACAAGGGGAAGGAGGACGCGGGCAAGACAUUCGCCAGCUAGACGUGGCCGCUCUCCGCGGGCCCUGGACGGCUGCAAGUUGCUGUGACGCCGUCUUCUUUCCUCACAUAAAGUAGUUGAUUACAAGGGAGUUAUUUUCUUUUUAAAAAGGAGCUUCAAUUAUUUGUAACUGAAAUAUCAGGUUCUUGAAGAAACUGGCAUUUAAACCGAAUCGCGUUGAUUUAUUUUCCAGUGCCGGUCAGGCGUCCAGACGCUGGCCUUGCAGAGCGCAGGCCGGGUGGACAGCCGGGUGGGCUGGGGGGCGGGGGCGGGGGGCCGGGCCCGCGGAAGGAGCCAGGACGCCAGCUGCCGCCUCCCAGGACGCUCACUGUGGCCACGGAGGACGCUCGCCCGUCCGUCCGGCGCGUGGAGGAGAUUCUGCAGCAACUCCGGGCUCUAAUGCCGGUUUCCAAAUUUCAUCUCGCUAGAGAUGUGUUGAGUUGGCCUCUAUCAUAAUGACUCAAAACUUCGUUCUUAACUACCAUGAUUGCUUCUGAGGGCCUGGAAUUAUAAAUAUAUAUAUUUUAAUUGUUUGAGAUUAUUUUGACACAUUUCUUUGAUACGUGAAGGGUUGUUUUAACUUAAACGUGUUCUCAUGCAGCAGCCCCUUUUCAGAAACACCUGGCAGGAGCAGCCAGUUCUGUGGCUUUUAACACAUGGCUUCCCACUUUCUACAGGGAAACAGCUCUGACCUGCAUGUCAACUUUUUUGAUGUGAUAAAAACCAAUACUCUUAAACAUUUUACCGAGUGACUUUUUAAUUCCAACUUCAUUAAAGACAACGUCCCUGCU